AUGAAAACUGCAUCCUGGUCAGAUAUAGAGCAGAAUCGUCCAGAAACACCAGAGAGAUUUCAGUUCUGGGAACAGGUAUUAAGCAGUCGGAGUUUUUCCUCGGGGCGACAUUACUGGGAAGUGGAUGUCAGUGAGGGAGAAUAUUGCAUAGUCGGGAUGUGUUAUCCCAGUAUAGAGAGGGGAGGAGGGCAGUCAGGGAUUGGAUAUAAUAACAAGUCCUGGGUUUGUGGAAGUAUAACAGUGAGUGUUAUCUAUUCACAUGAUAAUAAAACCAAUCCCCAUAUCUCCCGAUACCCCCCCUGA
Molecule: messenger RNA, 303 nt
Organism: Staurois parvus
Lineage: Eukaryota; Metazoa; Chordata; Amphibia; Anura; Ranidae
Source: the annotation of a GenBank genome assembly